Alnus glutinosa is the source of this 3093-nucleotide messenger RNA. RefSeq lists its product as uncharacterized. The record is from RefSeq and is a predicted model, not a curated record. Lineage: Eukaryota; Viridiplantae; Streptophyta; Magnoliopsida; Fagales; Betulaceae. Bases 1 to 3093 code for a protein of 1030 amino acids. The transcript has 4 exons.
AUGGAUAAGAGUUGGAUGACAGAGCAUAGAACUUCGAAAAAGUAUAUGGACGGUGUUAAAUCUUUCGUGGAAUUUGCAGCAGUAAAUACUAAGACACCUGGGUUCAUGUUGUGCCCAUGUAAGAGAUGUUGCUUUCGCAAGACACUACGACAACAAGUUGUUCAUGACCAUUUGACGUCGGGGGCGGGAAUUUUGCAAGGUUACACCGAUUGGUAUAUGCAUGGGGAAAACAUUAGCACACCCAUUCAUAGGGAGCCGAGUCAUGUAGGCUAUAGUGUGUCACCCGUUGAUGAGAUGUCAACACAUGAAGGGUCAACAACUGGAAUGCAUGCCAUGUUGCAUGAUGUCUUCACUAUGCACGAUUCUCGAGUAGACGUGGAUCCCACUGAAGUGGAAGAAGAUCUUGAGGGUCCCGAUGAGAAUGCUAGGAAGUUCUAUGAAAUGCUUAAGGAUGCUGAUAAGCCCCUCCAUGAUAACACAAAACAUAGUAAAUUGGGGGCCAUUGUACGUCUCUAUAGUUUGAAGUGUAUGGGUGGAUUGAGUAAUGCGUUGUUCACCUUUUUGCUUGAAUUUAUCAAUGAGUUGAUUCCAACCGAAUCACCAUUGCCAAAAGACACAUAUGAAGCGAAAAAGUACAUGAAGGACUUGGGACUUGAAUAUCAGAAGAUCCCGUGUUGCCGUAAUGGUUGUAUGUUAUUUUGGAAGGAGUCCGAGAAUUUAGAAAACUGUACAACAUGCAAAAUGUCUAAGUGGAAGGAAGAUAAUGGUAUGAUUGAUGGGACGUCUCGAAAGCCAAAAAAAAAGCCAGCGAAGGUCUUGCGAUGGUUUCCAUUGAUACCUAGGUUACAAAGGUUGUUUAUGUCACAUCAUACAGCAUCGCACAUGCAGUGGCAUGCUAACGAGCGCACAAAAGAUGGUGUCCUAAGGCAUCCGGCCGAUGGUGAAGCUUGGAAGACAUUUGAUGAACGGUAUCCUGAUUUUGCCUCAGAACCACGCAAUGUUAGGCUUGGCCUAGCGUCAGAUGGAUUUAACCCUUACGGAAACAUGAGUACUUCCCACAGUAUUUGGCCAGUUAUGUUGGUAACAUACAACUUUCCUCCUUGGAUGUGUAUGAAACAACCUUAUUUUAUGUUAUCCUCAAUUAUCCCAGGUCCAAGAGCACCAGGAAUGAAUAUAGAUGUAUACCUACAACCUCUAGUACACGAAUUGAUGGAAUUGUGGGAUGUCGGUGUUACUACUUAUGAUGUAUCAUCGAAGAAGAAGUUUACGAUGCGUGCAACAUUGAUGUGGACAAUUAAUGAUUUUCCCGCAUAUGCCGAUUUGUCUGGAUGGAGUACAAAAGGCCCUCAUGCAUGUCCCUGUUGUAUGGAUUCAACUCAUUCUAUCUGGUUAACUUAUGGGAGAAAAUAUUGUUAUAUGGGGCAUAGGAGAUGGCUGCAUAAGGAUCAUAGGUGGAGAAAGAUGAAGAAAUCUUUCGAUGGUACAAAAGAAGCGGGAACAAAGCCUGUGACGCCAAAUGGUGAUGAGCUAAUGAGACAGUUAGAGGGUGUAGAAUCUUUGUUUGGGCACUCUAUGGGCAAAAGACCAAGAACUGAUUCCUCGAUCAACAAAGAGAAAAGUAUUUGGAAGAAGCAAAGUAUUUUCUUCAGACUCCCCUACUGGAGACAUAACUUGUUGCGUCAUAACCUUGAUGUAAUGCACAUUGAAAAAAAUGUGGUUGAUAAUAUUCUUGGAACGUUGUUGGACAUGAAGGGGAAAACAAAGGACAACGACGAAGCACGUAUGGACCUUCAAAAAAUGAAUUUAAGACCUAAUCUGCAUCAGGUUACCACAGAGCAAAACAAGACAUACUUUCCCUCUGCUUGCUUCACAAUGUCUAAGGAGCAGAAAUAUAACUUUUUAAAGGUCAUACAGGAUGUAAGAGUGCCAGAUGGGUACGCUUCAAAUGUGUCACGUUGUGUUAAACUCAAGGAACAUACUAUGGGAGGGAUGAAAAGUCAUGACAGUCACAUCCUCAUGCAACAACUGCUGCCGGUUGCCCUACGCGGUUCCUUACCAAAGAAUGUUGUAGAACCUUUGAUACAGUUGUCUGGGUACUUCAGGGAGAUAUGUUCCAAAACAAUGCGGUUAGAGGAUUUGGAUCGUCUUGAGUCUCAGAUCCCCAUCAUAUUAUGCCAACUGGAACAAAUAUUCCCACCGGGCUUUUUUACCUCGAUGGUGCAUGUUGUUGUACAUCUAGCUACUGAAUGUAAACUAGGUGGACCGGUCCACUUUAGAUGGAUGUAUCCUGCUGAGAGGUGCCUUCAUCAAUACAAAUGUAGCGUUCGCAACAAAGCUGCUCCAGAAGGCUCUAUUGCAGAAGGGAUGCACCUACAGAUUCUAAGGGUUUCUCACGAUGGAUCUGAAAAGGAUUUGCAAAAUAAGCAUGUACAAGAAUUUUGUGACUGGUACCUGGGUUAUGUUGACAGCUUGGAUGAGGUACACAGAAAUUAUUUGGGGUCCAAGCUUGUUUGGCAUGCAAAAGGACCUAUGCAAUCCGCUGUCUCAUUUAACCGAUAUGUCACUAAUGGCAUGAUGUUUCGGACUUUGGCUCAUGAUAUUGGAAAGAGAACUCAAAAUAGCGGAGUAAGUGUGUCCACAAUAGAUGGCCCGACCUACUACGGCAAGCUAACUAACAUAAUUGAAGUGCAAUAUUAUGAUGGGACUCGAUAUGUGAUGUUCAAGUGUGAUUGGGCGGAUAUAAAAAAAGAUAAGGGGUACAAGGAGGAUGGAUAUGGUAUAGAAUUAGUGAGCUUCAAACGCCUGAUACACACGGGAGAGAGGAUAAAUGAUGAACCCUUUGUAUUAUCUUCUCAGGUAUCACAAGUCUAUUAUGUUGAGGAUCCAAGGCACCCAGAUUGGGCUGUUGUUGUUAAGACAAAACCACGAAAUGUAUACGAUGUCGGCCAAGGGGAGGGUCUUGACGAUGAUGUUGGGGACUACCGUGAGAACGUGCCUUUCAAUCUGAACAUGCUCCAAGAAACGAAUGAUUUUGGCAAUGAUGACGUUGAUUGCGCUCAAAAUGACGUAGAUGUCACUGAAGUGGGAUUGUAG